AUGGUCGAUGGACCGACAAUAUUCGGUGCGUCUUCGGUCACUUCGUACGGUGGAAUCGUCAACGAAAUGUUCGAAGGUGUGGCCGGAGAAGCCAACGGAAGAGAGGGAAACGAUGGAAAUGGAGUUGGUCUGCCGAGGAAAGGAGCCGUUCCGUUGAUUGGCGGUGAGCUUUUGAGGGCUUGAAUGAUCUAUGAGAAACAAUGUUGCAAAGGACAAUGCUUGUCAAAAAUCUGAAAAAAAGUGAGAAGCUUGCUUGGACUCUAUAGAUCAAGAGAGAAGUGGAGAAAAGUUGAGAAAACUGAACGAGACAACCUACCGUAAAUACUGUCCGUACAGAUAUCAAAAAGUUGUCAAUUGCUGAAAUGUACACAAUAAUUCGAUGAGUAUACUAUUAGUUUACAACUUUUUGAUAUCAGCCGACAACUGAGAUAUACCGUUCUGAAUGGACUGUUUUGAUUGAUUGAGUACAUGAAAUAUCAAAAAUUUGUGAAAAGAAGGGUCGGUCCCAACUAAGCUCAAUUGUUUUUACAUUCCUACAAUUCUUCAUCAAGCUUGCCCCUCAAAACAUGGCAGGUGACCCAUAAAGCCACAAAAAGACAAUAUAAUUACCUCGUCUCCAGAGCUUCCGGUUGUCCACCACCCGAAUUUCCCUCCCGAAUAGACGCAGACAUUCAAAGAGCCCGUGUUGUGUGUGUGCAUGUGUGCUCGGCGGCUCAUUGAGCUCCAAGAGAGCACCCUCUUUCGCAGACUCUCCCAUAUUUGUGUGCCCGGGUGUCCGCUAUCCCCCCCCCCCUUCUUUCUGUUGCUUUUGAGAAAAUGAGAAGAAGAAGGAAUUCAUUUGUCUCUUAUUUCCUCUCCUCAAUUCUCUUAAUGACUCUUUCUAUUGAUUCGCAGCAUUUUUAAGCUUGAAAUUGAGAUCUAGAGGCGUCAAAUUACACAAAAAUAUCGAACAUUUCACCGAUUUUCGCUGUUUCUUAUUGGUUUUUGUCUCACAUGUGUACUAGAACUCUCUACCCGGACCGGGCGCCACGUCAUUCUGUCCCAUUCUGAGUCAUCUGGCUGAUUGUCAGUCACUCAAUCUCUCUCUACAGUCCAAACCUUCACUGAUAACCCCUUCCACACUUUGUGGUGCAUGAAAUAUUGUCUGAAUACUCCCCUUUUGUACACUCUCUCCUCGUCUUUUUUCCCCAAAUGUUUACAUUUUUAUAUACGAAACUUCUUCGCUUCUUCUAGGCGUCGAAGUGGCACAGAACUGUCAAAUAUCAUAAUUUUCUGAGUGUCUGCGUCUCUUCGCUCUCUUGUUCUCUGCUCGAAAUGAGCUCUUCGGAACCGGUGUCUUCACUUGGUCCGAGCACAAGUUCCAUGGAUUUGAGGGUGCCCAUUCCCGAUGGACCUUUCAUUGAUAACCCCAAUUUUGUACCCGAUCCUAGUGAGUUUUAGGUUUUUUUACAGGGAUGAUUGAAAAGUAACGCCCAGUAGACAAAUCAGAAAUCAAAAGUCUCGAAAUCUGGGGCCAAAGACGAUACAUACGAUAGAAACGUUCAUUUUCAGAUGAAGAAAGUCAAUCGACGCCUCGAGGUGGCCACGAAGGGUCCGGCUCGCCGAGCAUGGAAUUCGCCACGUCACGACCCGGAGGACUGUCCACAAUUUCGGGAGUCUUUGCUCCUGUCGCAUUGAGCAUGUUCAGUAUAUUACUUUUCAUGCGGAUGGGUGAGUUUUCAUCAGAAUUUCGUCGGAAACGCCUAAAAAGCUGGUUUUCAGGAUUCGUGGUAGGUCAAUUGGGAUUUCUGGUGACUAUUGUACAAUUGGCAAUGGCCUAUGCCAUCGUCAUGCUCACAGUACUCUCACUUUGUGCAAUUUCAUCGAAUGGAGCAGUGGAGGGAGGAGGUGUUUAUUGUGAGUUUUCAAAACAUUUACAAAUUGUGGCAUAACGGCUACUGUUGGCAUUUGUGGCGUUGGAAUUCAAAUCGAAUGACAAUAGCACACUUUUAACUUUUCCAGUAAUGAGUUUCGAUACGUGACGUGGAACUGACACACAUGUUCCUUUUUUUCCAGACAUGAUCAGUAGAUCUUUGGGUCCUGAGUUCGGAGGAGCAAUCGGAGUGCUCUUUUUCGUGGCCAACGUCUUUUCGUGCGCUCUGUACAUUUCUGGAUUCACGGAAGCGCUCAUGAAUAAUAUUGGAAAUGGACGUGAGUGUUUCUGGAAAGAUUACGGUACUUUUCCCAACUUGAACAGUUUUCAGAAUUCCCCGACUCUCCCACUUAUCGAUUCUUCUAUUGCGUAAUCGUUUCGGUUUUCCUUCUAAUCAUUUCUCUGCUCGGCUCUGCCCUUUUCGCCAAAACCGCUCUGAUCACUUUUGUGCUCAUUUCGGUGUGCUACUCCACGUGGAUAUUUUCCGUCAUUUUCACUGGACACAUGGAAGUCACUAUUCCAAAAGUGAGUUGAUUGGAAGACCCUUAUAAAACAUGCAAAUUCCUUUCAGGUGAACACCCCCGCGUAUCGGGUGCUGAUCAACGCUUCCGAUCCGUCACAAGGUACCGUUGAGGAUUUCAAUCAGACUUUAAAAGCCAAUUACACCGGAUUGAGGUACUUUUUGACAACAUUAAACUUUAGGAAAGGUUUUAUUCAGCUUCCAUACUCUGGCUGAAAACAUGUUUCCGAACUACACAAUGGAUUAUACUACGGAGAAACCAACGGACUUUGCGUUGAUGUUCGCUAUCAUUUUCUCAGGAGUUACUGGUAAGAAUUAUUAGUAGAAGCUGUAGCACACGGAGAAGACAAAUAAUUUGAUUGCAGGUCUGAUGGCUGGAGCGAACAUGUCCGGAGAGCUGGCGCGUCCGUCCGUUUCGAUUCCGCGCGGAACCGUCCAGGCAGUCUUCACCACUCUUUUCGUCUACAUUAUGACCGCUUUUCUGAUGGCUUCGACCUCGAGCAGAUAUCUUCUUCAGAAUGAUUACACUGUAAGUUCAAGAGAAUCUCAAAGAAACCAUUCAAAACAUCUCUUAUUUUCAGGUAAUGAUGGACACGAACUUCCAUCGCAUCUUCAUCCUCAUCGGCGUCUUCUCCACCACUCUCUUCUCCUCGAUGAGCAACCUGAUCGGCUCCUCCCGUGUUCUGAACCGUCUUUCCCAUGACAAACUCUUCGGAUGUCUUCUCCGCCCGGCCAAGAUCGAAAUCGGAGACCGUAACCCGGUGGUGUCGGUGGUGAUCACAUGGAUCUGUGUGGUGUUGGUCUUCCUGGUGGGCGCGAUGAACAAGAUUGCGAAGCUCACUUCCAUCUUCUUCUUGCUGUCCUAUAUGGGCGUCAAUGUUGCCACGUUGGCAUUAGAGCUGACAAGUGCUCCAAACUUCCGCCCGACAUUCAAGUACUUCUCCUGGCACACGUGUGCAUUGGGUGUCAUUGCCACCGUGACCAUGAUGUUGGUAGUGGAUGCUUCGAUGAGUGCUCUCGGAAUCGUCGUCCUCAUGAUCCUCAUCAUGGUUUUGCACUAUCAAGCACCGAGUGUAUCGUCCGGAUCCAUCUCCCAAGCGCUGAUCUACCAUCAGGUCAGGAAGUACCUCCUGUUGCUGGAUGUCCGAAAAGAACACGUCAAGUACUGGCGCCCGCAAAUUCUCCUCCUCGUUUCAAGACCAGCUUCAGCCUGUUCCCUCCUAGAUUUUGUAAACGAUCUCAAAAAAUCUGGACUCUACGUCGUAGGUCAUGUGCGGAAGGGUGAUAUGGACUCGAAUCAAGUGGUGGAUCCCCUCCAGCAAGUGUUCCCGUACUGGCUCAGUUUGGUGGAUUACCUCAAGCUCAAAGCAUUUGUCGAGCUCACAAUGUCCAACAAUAUCCGUCAUGGAAUUCAACAACUCAUGCGGCUCUCAGGCCUCGGAGCCAUGAAGCCAAACACUGUAGUUAUUGGAUUCCACGAACUGGCACCGUCCAGUGCUACUCUUCAAGAAUCGCAACUGCUCAAAGACUUGAGGUUUUCGAAAAUCGACAGAGCCGCCGUGGUGGAAUACUUCACGGCGGGAGACUAUAUGCCGAAGGAGCUGGACGGAAAUCUGGAGCGAUUAUCUCCAGUGGAUUAUGUGAAUGUGCUGAAGGACGUGCUGCACAUGAGCAAGAAUUUGUGCGUCGCCAGACACUUUUCAAAGCUGGAUAAAGAGGCGUUGUCGCGUGGGUGGAACGGUCAAAAGCGGUACAUCGACGUGUGGCCGGUGGAUUUGCAGAAGCCGCAGGAGACUGGACUCGGAUGGGAUAACAGGUAGCCGCCGACUUUCUACCGUAAUCUUUUGUCGUUAAUGAAUCCUUUUCCAGCUCCCUCUUCUUGCUCCAACUCGCGUGUAUCCUCUCCAUGUCAUCCCGUUGGCGUUCCUACACGAAACUCCGCGUGUUCAUCUGUGUCAACUCUCUUCAAGACAUGCACAGAAGAGAGCGACAGCUCAAGAACAUGCUCCAAACUUUGAGAAUCGAGGGAGAGUCUUCAGUGGUUCCAUGGGAUCACGUUGUUUGUCACUAUCAACCGGGAUCUCCCUCCGCCGCCAAUUCCAACGCAGCUAUGUAUGGUUUUUUAAUAUUUGGCACAUUUUGGCUAACUAUGAUAGUUAUUUUUAGACCUUCCGUGGAGUUGCCGCAAGCGUACAUCAGUGCUUUCAACGACAUGGUCAAAAGGUAUUCGGAGGAAGCGGCGAUCACGUUACUGAACCUUCCGGUGCCGCCAAAUGAUGCCGAAUUGGACGGCGACAGGUUAGUACAUAUUUUUGAACCACUUGAGUUUUGAUGGACGCUUCGCAACCGAUACUUUUUGCAACUGACUAAAUGCAACGCUAAAGUUCGCUUUUUGGAAACCCAAAACCUUUACCAACCAUUCAUUUCCAAUUUCAGGUACUUGGAAAUGGUGCGGAACCUCACCGAUGCUCUUCCGCCCACGCUUCUUGUUCAUGGAGUCUCGUCCGUGAUUUCUACGGCUCUCUAA
Caenorhabditis sp. 36 PRJEB53466 is the source of this 4959-nucleotide messenger RNA. The record is from the annotation of a GenBank genome assembly. Lineage: Eukaryota; Metazoa; Nematoda; Chromadorea; Rhabditida; Rhabditidae.